Morus notabilis is the source of this 1815-nucleotide messenger RNA. Its product is annotated as low-temperature-induced cysteine proteinase. The record is from RefSeq and is a predicted model, not a curated record. Gene Ontology annotation, cellular component: lysosome. Gene Ontology annotation, molecular function: cysteine-type endopeptidase activity. NCBI's taxonomy places the organism in Eukaryota, Viridiplantae, Streptophyta, Magnoliopsida, Rosales, Moraceae. The transcript has 5 exons. The coding region runs from base 79 to 1470 and encodes 463 amino acids.
CCACUUUCUCAUACGCACUUCCCUCCCCAAAAUCAUUGACACUCCCAUACGAGAGAAACGAUCACUGUGGCGAGAGAUAUGGGUUCUUUCAGAUCCUCAUCGGCCAUAUCCAUGGCCUUCCUCAUCUUCGCGAUCUUCACCUUAUCGUCGGCUCUUGACAUGUCGAUCGUCUCCUACAACCUCGUAGAUCAGUCCAGUUCCAGGACCGACGACGAGGUUAUGGCGAUCUACGAGGCGUGGCUUGUCAAGCACGGCAAGGUCUACAACGCCCUAGGCGAGAAGGAGAAGCGGUUCCAGAUCUUCAAGGACAAUCUCAGGUUCAUCGACGAGCACAACGCUCAGGACCGGCCAUACAAGCUCGGUCUAAACCGGUUCGCCGAUUUGACCAACGAGGAGUACCGGUCAACGUACCUCGGCACGAAGAUCCGCGGCCAGAAGAAGGUCAGCCAGCGGUACGCGCCGCGCGUCGGUGAUGACUUGCCUUCCUUCGUCGACUGGAGGAAGGAAGGUGCCGUUGUUGGGGUCAAAGAUCAAGGAAGCUGCGGGAGUUGCUGGGCUUUCUCGACAAUUGCUGCUGUUGAAGGAAUAAGCAAGAUAGUUACCGGUGACCUUGUCUCACUAUCGGAACAGGAGUUGGUUGACUGUGACACUUCAUAUAACGAAGGAUGCAAUGGUGGUCUCAUGGACUAUGCUUUUGAGUUCAUCAUCAAAAAUGGUGGUAUUGACUCUGAAGAAGAUUAUCCUUACAAAGGUUAUGAUAGCAGAUGCGACCAGUACAGGAAAAAUGCAAAGGUCGUUUCCAUUGAUGAUUAUGAAGAUGUUCCUGCAAACGACGAGAAAGCAUUGCUAAAAGCAGUUGCAAAUCAGCCCGUAGCCGUUGCCAUUGAAGGAGGUGGCAGGGCUUUCCAGUUGUAUGUGUCGGGUAUAUUCACCGAAACCUGUGGGACUUCACUGGAUCAUGGUGUUGCUGUUGUUGGGUAUGGAACAGAAAAUGGUCUUGACUAUUGGAUUGUGAGGAACUCGUGGGGUUCCAACUGGGGUGAGGACGGCUAUAUCAGGAUGGAGCGUAAUCUCGCCAGCACUCCAACGGGCAAAUGUGGAAUUGCAAUUGAGCCCUCUUACCCUAUCAAGAAAGGCCAAAAUCCUCCAAAUCCCGGCCCUUCUCCUCCAAGUCCGGUAAAGCCUCCAACAGUCUGUGACAACUACUAUUCAUGCGCGGACAGCGACACCUGCUGCUGUGUCUUUGAGUGGGGAAGGUAUUGCUUUUCCUGGGGAUGCUGCCCACUUGAGGCUGCCACCUGCUGUGAAGACCACAACAGUUGCUGCCCUCAUGACUAUCCCAUCUGCAACAUCAAUGCAGGGACAUGCUUGAUGAGCAAGGACAAUCCCCUGGGAGUGAAGGCAUUGAAGCGCACCGCUGCAAAACCUCACUGGGCUUUCAGACUCGAUGGAAAGAAAAGCAAUGCUUAAGCAAACACAUUCAAAGCUUUUAUGCCAGUGUAGCCAAAGCUAGGAAGGGUAAAAGAAUCCGAGUAUGCUUUUGGAGUUCUCCUUGGUUUAGCAUACUCCCAUUUCCACCGUCAAGACAGACGGGUUGAAAUGCUUAUCAAGAUUAAUUUCAGUUGCUGAUAUUUGUACAUAAAGCUCUUUAUUUAUGGGUUGCAUAUGAACUUACAGACAGAUAUUGUUGUAAGCUGCAAAAGUUCCCUGUAAAUUUUCAUAAUUCCUCAUUUCCCCUUAUCAAUUGCACCAUCAUUGUAAUGCUACUCGGACUUUGUUCAAUACUAAAUGGCAUUAUCCCUUCAGUUUCUCAAA